AUGUUGCCUUAUCCCGUAUUUGAAGGUUAUUCUCGCAAAUUAAUGACAUUAACAAUGAUAUUAAAAAAUAAUGAGAUUUUAUUGGGUAUGAAAAACCGUGGAAUAGGUAAAGGAAAAUGGAAUGGUUUUGGUGGAAAAGUAGAACCCAAUGAAACAAUUGAUGAUGCUGCUAUACGGUUUGAAGUUUUAUUUUUAUUGAGAAUUAUAAUGUUUAAAUAAUUUUCUUAUUAAGAGAAUCAUACUUAUUUUCAGUGAAGUUAAAGAAGAAUGUGGAUUAGACGUGAUUUCUAUAGAAAAAAUUGGCAUCAUAGAAUUUGAAUAUAGCGGUUCAAAAGAACUACUAGAGGGACAUAUUUAUUUAUGUAAGCUUUUUAGUGGUGAAAUAAUUGAAUCUGAUGGUUAGAUAAACAUAUCAUAUUAUGAUUAAUAUUUUUACUCUUAAUUAAACAAAAAAUUAAAUUAAUUUUAGAAAUGGCACCAAUAAAGUGGUACAAAAUAGAAGAUACUCCUUGUGAUAAAAUGUGGAUUGAUCAUAAAUUUUGGUUCCCAAUGAUACAAAAACAAAUUCCAUUCAAAGCUCAUUUUAAGUAUCUAAAUGAUGAUACUAUGUUAGAUAGUACCAUUGUCAUUAUAUCAAAUUCUAUGAAAAAGUCCAGGAAAACUUUUGUUAAUUUUGUUAUAAAAAAAGAAAAUCAAAUCCUUUUGUGUAACAAAAUUGAAGGUUCUAAAUGUUUAUUAAAACACAAGCCGGUCAGAAACGGAGAGUCUAUAGAAAAUUCAGCUAUUAGGUUAGUUGAAGACAAUUUUUACUUUAAUUAUUUUUUUAAAUAAUUGAAAUUUGGUAAUUUUUUUGUUUUAGAUAUUUAGAAUGGAAUUAUGGAAUGACUGCAGAACAGUUUCAAAAAAUAGCUGUUGUAGAUAUUGAAUUUAUUGAUGAUUCAUGUACUCAAGAAAUAUAUUUUUUUGUAGUAGAUGUUACAAAAUUAAUAAAUACGCCACUAAUUGAAGGUAGAUUUUGGUACUAAUUUAUUUCACUACUAUUAUUUAACAAAAUAUUUAGAUGAUUAUUUUUUGUUUAGACAGCAAAUGGGUGAAUAUUAGUGAUAUAACAGUAGAGAAUUUAUGGCCAGAUUAUACAUUUUUGUCAAAACUCUUAAUGAUGGAACCAUUUAAAGCAUAUUUUCUAAUCAAUGAAGAUAAUAUAUUAUGUAGCAAAUAUUACAAUAAUUAA
Molecule: messenger RNA, 1231 nt
Organism: Cinara cedri
Lineage: Eukaryota; Metazoa; Arthropoda; Insecta; Hemiptera; Aphididae
Source: the annotation of a GenBank genome assembly